This is a messenger RNA of Thunnus maccoyii (southern bluefin tuna), 4687 nucleotides long. RefSeq names its product NLR family CARD domain-containing protein 3-like. Lineage: Eukaryota; Metazoa; Chordata; Actinopteri; Scombriformes; Scombridae. The record is from RefSeq and is a predicted model, not a curated record. Gene Ontology annotation, molecular function: protein binding. The coding region runs from base 92 to 3895 and encodes 1267 amino acids. The transcript has 12 exons.
ACCAGACUCUGCUGGACCUGGACCUGGACCUGGACCUGGACCCGGACCUGGACCCGGACCCAGCUGUGUGUCCGUGAAGAGUGACUGGUCCAUGGGGAUACCUGUACAUUUUAAACCUGGACAACCUGCUGAUGGAAGGAUUCAGCAGGAGAGACCAGACUCUCCUGGACCUGAACCCAGCUGUCUGUCCUUUAAGAGUGACUGGUCCAUGGGGAUACCUGUACAUUUUAAAUCUGGACAACCUGCUGAUGGAAGGAUCUGGCAGCAGAGACCAGACUCUCCUGGACCUGGACCCAGCUGUCUGUCCUUUAAGAGCGACUGGUCGGAGCAACGUUUCAUUGAUUUUAAAGGAGGAUGUCCAUCUGCUGAUCAGAUAGGGGACCAGGAGAGCUCAGAGGUUCCCAGUGGUCAGUCUGCCCAGCAGCAUCAAACACACCUGGACUCCAUAUUUAUGCUGCUGGAGGAGAACAUCGUCACCUUUGUGAAGAACGAGCUGAAGAAGAUGCAGAAGGUUCUGAGUCCAGAUUACCAAGAAUGCCUAGAGGGUCAGAGGGAGGAUGAGGAGGUGUUGGACGGUGAGGAGGAAGAGCAGAGGAGGAGCAGCAGAGACGCAUUUCUGAAGAUCACACUGCACUUCCUGAGGAGAAUGAAGAAGGAGGAGCUGGCUGACUGUCUGCAGAGCAGAUCUCCUGCUGGCAGGUGUCAACGUAAACUCAAGUCUAACUUGAAGAAGAGGUUCCAGUGUGUGUUUGAGGGGAUUGCUAAAGCAGGAAACCCAACCCUUCUGAAUCAGAUCUACACAGAGCUCUACAUCACAGAAGGAGGGACUGCAGAGGUCAAUGAUGAAAAUGAGGUCAGACAGAUUGAAACAGCAUCCAGGAAACCAGACAGACCAGAAACAACAAUCAGACAAGAAGACAUCUUUAAAGCCUCACCUGGAAGAGAUGAACCAAUCAGAACAGUGAUGACAAAGGGAGUGGCUGGCAUUGGGAAAACAGUCUUAACACAGAAGUUCACUCUAGACUGGGCUGAAGACAAAGCCAACCAGGACAUACAGUUCAUAUUUCCAUUCACUUUCAGAGAGCUGAAUGUGCUGAAAGAGGAAAAGUACAGCUUGGUGGAACUUGUUCAUCACUUCUUUACUGAAACCAAAGAAGCAGGAAUCUGCAGGUUUGAAGAGUUCCAGGUUGUGUUCCUCUUUGACGGUCUGGAUGAGUGUCGACUUCCUCUGGACUUCCACAACACUAAGAUCCUGACUGAUGUUACAAAGUCCACCUCAGUGGAUGUGCUGCUGACAAACCUCAUCAGGGGGAAACUGCUUCCCUCUGCUCGACUCUGGAUAACCACACGACCUGCAGCAGCCAAUCAGAUCCCUCCUGAGUGUGUCGGCAUGGUGACAGAGGUCAGAGGGUUCACUGACCCACAGAAGGAGGAGUACUUCAAGAAGAGAUUCAGAGAUGAGGAGCAGGCCAGCACCAUCAUCUCCCACAUCAAGUCAUCACGAAGCCUCCACAUCAUGUGCCACAUCCCAGUCUUCUGCUGGAUCACUGCUACAGUUCUGGAGGAUGUGUUGAAGAGCAGAGAGGGAGGAAAGCUGCCCAAGACCCUGACUGAGAUGUACAUCCACUUCCUGGUGGUUCAGUCCAAGCUGAAGAAUGUCAAGUAUGAUGGAGGAGCUGAGACAGAUCCACACUGGAGUCCAGACAGCAGGAAGAUGAUUGAGUCUCUGGGUAAACUGGCUUUUGAGCAGCUGCAGAAAGGCAACCUGAUCUUCUAUGAAUCAGACCUGAGAGGGUGUGGCAUCGAUAUCAGAGCAGCGUCAGUGUACUCAGGAGUGUUCACACAGGUCUUUAAAGAGGAGAGAGGGCUGUACCAGGACAAGGUGUUCUGCUUCGUCCAUCUGAGUGUUCAGGAGUUUCUGGCUGCUCUUCAUGUCCAUCUAACAUUUAUCAAGUCUGGCGUCAAUCUGCUGGCAGAAGACAGAACAACAUCCCAGAAGUCUAAAACUAAACAAAAAUAUACAGAGCCACGUUUCUACCAGAGUGCUGUGAACAAGGCCUUAAAGAGUCCAAAUGGGCACCUGGACUUGUUCCUCCGCUUCCUCCUGGGUCUUUCACUGCAGACCAAUCAGACUCUCCUACGAGGUCUGCUGACACAGACAGGAAGUAGCUCACUGACCAGUCAGGAAACAGUCGAGUACAUCAAGAAGAAGAUCAGUGAGGAUCUCUCUGCAGAGAGAAGCAUCAAUCUGUUCCACUGUCUGAAUGAACUGAAUGCUCGUUCUCUAGUGGAGGAGAUCCAACAGUCCCUGAGAUCAGGAAGUCUCUCCACAGAUAAACUGUCUCCUGCUCAGUGGUCAGCUCUGGUCUUCAUCUUACUGUCAUCAGAAAAAGAUCUGGACGUGUUUGACCUGAAGAAAUACUCUGCUUCAGAGGAGGCUCUUCUGAGGCUGCUGCCAGUGGUCAAAGCCUCCAACAAAGCUCUAUUGAGUGAUUGUAACCUCUCAGAGAGAAGCUGUGCAGCUCUGUCCUCAGUUCUCAGCUCCCAGUCCUCCAGUCUGAGAGAGCUUGACAUGAGUAACAACAACCUGCAGAGUUCAGGAGUGAAGCAGCUGUCUACUGGACUGGAGAGUCCACACUGCAGACUGGAAACUCUCAGACUAAGUGGUUGUAACCUCUCAGAGAGAAGCUGUGCAGCUCUGUCCUCAGUUCUCAGCUCCCAGUCCUCCAGUCUGAAAGGGCUAGACAUGAGUAACAACAACCUGCAGAGUUCAGGAGUGAAGCAGCUGUCUGAUGGACUGGAGAGUCCACAUUGUGCACUGGAAACUCUCAGGCUGUCAGGAUGUCUGAUCACAGAGGAAGGCUGUGCUUCUCUGGCCUCAGCCCUGAGCUCCAACCCCUCCCAUCUGAGAGAGCUAGAUCUGAGUAACAACAACUUGCAAAGUUCAGGAGUGAAGCAGCUGUCUGCUGGACUGGAGAGUCCACACUGUGCACUGGAAACUCUCAGGCUGUCAGGAUGUCUGAUCACAGAAGAAGGCUGUGCUUCUCUGGCCUCAGCUCUGAGCUCCAACCCCUCCCAUCUGAGAGAGCUGGACCUGAGCUACAAUCAUCCAGGAGACUCAGGAGAGAAGUUGCUGUCUGCUGAACUGGAGGAUCCACACUGGAGACUGGACACUCUCAGGCUGCAGCCUGCUGGAGUCCGAUACUUGACACCAGGUCUGAGGAAGUGUAAGUGUGUUUUUCAUUUCAUUCAUCAAAACAAAGCUCAUUCACAUCCUACUGAGGAUGAAGAUGAUGUCAUCAUCAAACAGAUGAUAGAUCUGGAUCCAAACACAGCAAAGAGAUUCCUCAAACUGUCUGACAACAACAGGAAGGUGACAUAUGUGGAGGAGGAUCAGUCAUAUCCUGAUCAUCCAGACAGAUUUGAUGUCUGGCAGCUGCUGUGUAGAAAUGAUCUGACUGGUCGCUGUUACUGGGAGGUCGAGUGGAGCGGAUGGGUUAAUAUAUCAGUGAGUUACAGAGGAAUCAGCAGGAAAGGAAACAGUAAAGACUGUGUGUUUGGAUGGAAUGAUCAGUCCUGGUGUCUGAUCUGCUCUUAUGAUGGUUACUCUGUCCGUCACAAAAACAGAUCAACAUCCAUCUCCUCCUCCUCCUCCUCCUCCUCCUCUGUCUCUGGCAGAGUAGCAGUGUAUGUGGACUGUCCUGCUGGCACUCUGUCCUUCUACAGAGUCUCCUCUGACACACUGAUCCACCUCCACACCUUCAACACCACAUUCACUCAGCCUCUGUAUGCUGGGUUUGGGCUCCACUCGUCUGGUUCCUCAGCGUCUCUGUGUGGUCUGGAGGAGGAAGAGUCUCCUCCUGUUAGAGAAACUUUCUCACUGCUGACCAGAUAGUUCAGUCUGUACAGGAUCACACACAGCUGAUGGUAUUUAGUACCAACAUGAUCUCUCACUGCUUGUAAAUGUAAACAUGGUUUCCACAUGAUUGACAGUUUGUUUGUAAAAUGAAUCAAAUGAUAAACUGAGUCCAGUUGUUGUUGUUUUCUGUUGUUAGUGUAUUAGAAAGGCUUGAACUGUAAUGGGAUAAUGGGAAUGGGAUCUUCACAAUGUUUAGUUGUAGUUCUUCUAGUAGUUUCAUAGUAACUGUGUUACCUGAUUCCUUCACUUAUUUAGAGAUCACAUGACAAAUGAUGGUCAGAACAACAGGCCUCCUAUUGGCUGGUUAAAUGAACACCUCUAAUGGUGAAGGCUGAGGCUCAGCAGCUGGAGUGUGGCUGCUUUUAUGCUGCGUUCAUAUCAUAUUGGAAUGAUGCUAAUUAUGAGAUUCUGACUUGUAAAUAGAAUUCAGGUCAACAUUCAAGUGGUAAUUAUGAAGUGGAAAAGCUGAAAGCUCUGAUAUUUACUGGAUAUGGUGGAUUAUUGUCAAUAACAGUAUUUUUGAGCCUCAUUCCACCAACUUUGUAAUCAUGCAGCCGUCUUGAUUUGUUGUGUGACAUGAACGCUGGCGAGUUGUAAACAUGGGAAUCUUUCCCGCCUCUACCAUCCAUCCCAUAUGAUGUGAACACAGCAUUAGAGAUGAGAAGUCCAGGAGCUGUUGUGUGUUUCUGACAUACAGGAAGUAUUUAGUUUUUCUCUGGAGUGUUUAUUUAGUUCCUGUGUAGAGAAUAAAGUUCAUGAUGAUCAGUA